This is a messenger RNA of Branchiostoma belcheri (Belcher's lancelet), 4600 nucleotides long. RefSeq lists its product as uncharacterized. The coding region runs from base 49 to 2628 and encodes 859 amino acids. The record is from RefSeq and is a predicted model, not a curated record. NCBI's taxonomy places the organism in Eukaryota, Metazoa, Chordata, Leptocardii, Amphioxiformes, Branchiostomatidae. The transcript has 16 exons.
CUCAUACUACAAAUUUGGAGAUCUGAGUGAGUCAUCGACAAGUCCACGAUGGAGGGUCGAUGUUUCCUCUUUCUACUGUUCCUCCUUGUGCCGGCAUUGACUCAAGACUCGCUCUGUCCGGCGGAUUUUGUGGCCAUUGACGGUUGUUGCUACUACUUCUCUACCGAGAAGGUCGGCUUCGAUCAGGCGAAGUAUGAAUGUGACUACCUGGAUGGCGAACUGGUCACCUUCGACGACUGCGAAACCUUGGAAGACGUUCUAGAAAAUGGCGAAAAUUGCCCAUACUGGGUCCAUCCGACGACGUAUCUCGACUGUUUGGAUCCAUAUCCAAUAGACGUGAACAAGUACAUCUGCAAAGUCCAGGAACCGACUCAAUGUGAACAGUACUGUGGAGGCACGUGUACGGAUGAAUUUAGGGACGGCUGUAUCACGCCCGAAAUGGCCUUGGAAUGCCAAUGUCCUGAAGGGCAGUAUUGCUGUCCGGAACGCAAAAGUUGCAGAGUGGACUGUGGGGGAGAGUGUCUGGAUCCUGCCACAGACCAGAACAAUCUCGGUUGUAACGGAUAUUGGAAGUCCAUAGAAGAUUGUCCAUGCCCAUACGACAUGAUCUGCUGUUGUAGAUACCCAGAUAUAACACCGCCGCCUACUACUACUGAACCGCCCACUGAAAUAACACCAUGUCCAAUCCUGCCCAAACCACCUAUGACAGAUGAUGAUGGUUGUGGACUACCCGUGCUGGCAACCAUACCGGAGAACAAAGUUUUCAGCUUCGAAGCCAUGUACGAGGCCAUGAUGGAGUAUAGAUCCGAUCAGUUCGCGAGCGACGUAAGAUUCGACGAGACCCUAGAACAGUUUAAACAGUUAGGCAACCAAGAGGGAAAAAGCCUGGCGGACAUGUCGGGGGACCUCACGGACACAGUCAAAGCCAUAAAGGAUGUCUGGGUUUUGGAAUACAUCGACUCCGAAACUGGCUACGAAAUUGCCAUCAUGCUUAACGACUUUGACCCCAAAACAGGGGUGCUACCCGAGGAGCCAGACUUCACGGAUCCCGCUUUUAGCAAUGAGUUUAAAGACAAACUAGCCCUUUUGAAACAGCGUUAUGCGGCAAUGAAACUUACCGUGAAUAUUAGAGCCUUCAUCCCAGACGGGUGUGACUUCAUAGCCCAUAUUCAACUGACUGAACAUUUCAGUCUUGUUAGGAUGCCCCUACUUCUAGUGGCCUGCGUCAGAAUAGAGUGCUUGGAAGUCAUUGUCAUCCCCGUAAUAUGCUUUGAUAUCACGUGCACCUGGAGAGGUGAGCCGUAUUGUUACUGGGAGUUCCGGUUAAGACUCGUCAUCAAGAGGAUAAUCAUCUACAAGUGGUACUGGCUUCAUUUCUGGUGGCUCAUCGCGUUCCCGCCCAUUGCAAUACAGCCACUACCAGUAUGUCCUGCAGAUGGGAUAGGUGAUAUUCCUCCUUUUGAAGAAUUCAAACCAGGAUUAAUGACAGCUGCAAUGAACGAUUUUCAGUCUUCAUUGCCUGACGACGUGGCAGCAGAACUCGACAUAGAGGCGUUUCGCGCCGUCUAUGACAUGGAUUUGGGGGAACAGGAUGGUACCGCACUCUCGACUAUGGAGGGCUCAGUGACGGACAGAGUCACUGGCUUCAAGGACAGGUGGGCCCUGGCCUACAGGGAGUCAGACGACGACAUGGAAACCACCAUCCUGCUAGAUGAGAGUUUCGACCCCGAAGCAGGUGACGAGUUGCCCGCCGAAUAUGACCUCGGUGACCUCCUCGCCUCCUCGUACAGCCAGCGCUUCCUUGCAGUGUUCAUGGCCCGGUACAUCGAGAUGAGGGCGUCGGUAACGCUCCAGGCCAUCUUCCCGACAGACUGCGGCACCGGGGUCUACUCCCUGCGGCUCGACCUGCGCUUCAGGCUUCUAAGAAUCCCGUUCUUCCUGAUAGCUUGUGAUCCAAACUUACCAACCGACUGUUAUGACAUCCAUAACAUGGACCCGGCCCUGUCCAGUGGAAUCUACAUGAUAUAUCCAAGCGGCCCCGAACCCGGGUUCCUGGUGUACUGUGACAUGGAGACUGACGGAGGAGGCUGGACGGUAAUCCAAAGGCGGCAGGAUGGCUCGGUUGACUUCUACCGCGGCUGGGACGACUACAAAAACGGCUUCCCAUCCAACAACAUGACCGGGGAAUUCUGGCUCGGCAACGACAAGAUUCACCGCAUCUCUGUAGGGCCGCCGCGGCACUCGUUGAGGGUGGACAUGGAGGCCAACGAUGGAACCAAGGCAUACGCGGAGUACAACUGGUUUGGCACUUCUGAUGAGGCGAAUAACUACUGGCCCGUUAUUUCAGGCUACUCCGGAGACGCAGGGGACUCUAUGAUCUCAACAACAGCAGGUCUCGAUCUAAAUUUAAUGAAAUUUAGCACCUACGACAAUGACAACGAUAAUUUGGCUGAUGGAAGUUGUGCCGUCCGGUUCCACGGCGCCUGGUGGUAUAAUGCAUGUGGUGAGUCUAACCUAAAUGGAGAGUAUGGUAGCACGGAGUAUGGGAAGGGUGUCGUCUGGAAAACGUUCAGAGGAAUGCGUGAAUCUCUGAAGUUCACUGAAAUGAAAGUACGACCCCAGACCUAAGUCAGAAAUGAUUGUUGCAAAACUGUGAUUGGCAAAAACGAUUCAGAUUCUAUUCGUAAUUGUCCCUUAUUCUUAUUCUCCCAAAAAUGUAUUUGCACUAAACUGCCCCCUUUGAUUUCUGAGAAAACUAAGGAUUCUCAUUUGGUCAGAUCUAUUCAGUUAUCACCAUCUAUUGUAUAAAGAACCUGACAAAGCAAUGGAAAAUGUUACCCCUUGAACUGUUUCUGAAAUAGAAAACAGUACAUCCUUCUCUCUUUUCUGUCAUAUCUCUAUAGUAUCCUGACAUUAGUCCCAACCCUGACUCAUAAGAUCACAGCCUACCAUUGUCAAUAUUACCGAUGUUUAAAUUCCUUAAGAAAGAUCACAAUUUUCAAGCAAAAUCAGUAUCCUCUCUUUUAUUGGCCAUACCUCUGAAAUAUAUUAUCUCAGAAAAUCCAAAUCAAAAGUGUUGGUUCAAACAUAUAAAAUAAUACGGUAGGUUUUUCUGGCGAUGCCUUAGGGUGGAGCCUAAAUUCUGAGCCAAAUGUCCCUUGUUUGCAAUGGACAGGCAGCUCAUGCCAUGCAAGCAUGCUGCACUAAAAAUAUAAUCUCAUCUAUAGCCUAAUGUAUAACACUGGUCAGUUUAAAUCCUAAAACUCAGAUUCAAAUCAUUAGUACAUUUGUACUAUGACCAACAUUCUAACUAAUUACUGAAAGCAAAAUUGCAUAACAACAUAUAAAGAAGAAUGCAGUACUUUAUGAUUUCUAUCAUAUGAAAUUGCUCUAUCAUGGAGAAGUUGAACACAAGACAGUGGAUUUAAUUACUAAAUUUUCUAAUGGACCUGAUACUAGUAUUUCAAGCUCCCUGGUCCAAAAUUUAAAUUGACUAGUGGUAAGUGAUAUUCACGCAAUACAUCUGCACAAUGCUGCCAGGCAAAUAUGCCAAUUUUUCCAAAUAGAUAAUAUGCAAUUUAAUCAGAAGAUAUAAGCUAAGAUUCCAUAUCAGUGCCCUAUGCACUUAUCAUUGUUCUAAUAACUGCCUGUCAAUCAUAAAAUGUAAGAAAGGUUUUGUCACAAUUUUGAAAAUAUGUUAUGUAAAAGUAAAAUGAAGUUUACAUUUCACUAAUAUGUCACAUAACCACGGAUUAAAAACUGUAUAUUAUUGCCUUAUCAAUUGUAAGAGCUCUGUUGUGUAAGGUGAUUCAAAAAUGGACAUGGCGCUUGUUAAUUCAAUGAUUGUUAAUUUAGUUGUUAAGAAAUAUUGCCAUAUCAUUAUAUCAAUAUUAAUCAGUUACGAUGUGUCUACAUAAUUUAAAAAUGACUAACCUAAUACAUCAGUAACAUCAGAACUGGACCACAAUAUCACACCGUUGCAAAAAAAUAAUAGCCUGACUGCGCUGACAAGAUAUAAAAUACAAACGCAAAAGAUCAGAUAAUGACAUACAGGGAUAAAAACACACCAUUAGUAUUCACAUCUCAGAGACACAGAAUGUUAAGUUAACAUUUUAAUUAAGGUGUAUAGAAAUAACUUAAAGGUAAUGGUAUAAAGAAACCAGUAGUUAACUAGCUAUACCUUGUCCACUGACACAUUAAAUUUGAGAUGCUGUACUGUGUAAAACAUCUGUAUGGUUUUCCUCUGUUACUGGAUGAGUAAAGACAAGUGUAAGACGUUGUCAACAGACAACCCUGUAACAUCAAGUGUAUGAGAGAUACUGUGAAAAGUUUAAAAUAACAUCAAGAUAAUAAGAAGGAGUUGUAAUGCUAAAAACAUCUUGGAGUAAUGUUGACACAUGGACAUGAUUUUUGAAGUAAAAUUCCAAUGAUUUUAACAUUUAUUUAAUAUAAUAAUACAAUGGUGAAUUGAGCAUGUAUUUGACGUAAGGUGAUGAUUUAUUGAGUGAUCUAACACUUAUUAUAUGGGUACUUUUAUUUCGCGUGUAUGGCUUGCGUGCUGGGCAUGCGGUUCUAUCCUGAAUAAAAUAUUCUUGAAAUA